Molecule: messenger RNA, 804 nt
Organism: Plasmodium malariae
Lineage: Eukaryota; Apicomplexa; Aconoidasida; Haemosporida; Plasmodiidae
Gene: P23
Product: co-chaperone p23, putative
Exons: 2
Coding region: 1-804 (267 amino acids)
Biological process (GO): chaperone-mediated protein complex assembly; protein folding
Cellular component (GO): nucleus; cytosol
Molecular function (GO): Hsp90 protein binding; protein-folding chaperone binding
Source: RefSeq, a predicted model, not a curated record
AUGCCUCUAUUUCCAGUAGUUUUGUGGGCUCAAAAAAAAGAGUGCCUUUACCUAACCAUAGAGUUACAAGAUGCGGAAAAUACGAAAAUUGACUUAAAAGAGGAUAAAUUAUAUUUUUAUGGAACCAAAGAUAAAAAUGAAUAUGAAUUUACUUUAAAUUUUUUAAAACCUAUAAAUGUUGAAGAAUCCAAAUAUAGUACCAAGAGAAAUAUAAAAUUCAAAAUAAUAAAAAAAGAAAAAGAAAGAUGGAAGACAGUAAAUAAUGAUGGAAAAAAGCACUGGAUUAAAUGUGACUGGAAUUCAUGGGUUGACACGGAUGAAGAAAAUAAAACAACAGAAUAUGAUGAUAUGGCAAUGAACAGUUUUGGUGGAAUGGGAGGUAUGCCCGAUAUGAGUCAAUUUGGAAAUAUGCCAGGAAUGGGAGGAUUAGGAGGAAUGGGUGGCAUGGGCGGCAUGGGCGGCAUGCCAGGUAUGGGAGGAAUGGGAGAUCUCGAUUUUAGUAAGUUAGGUAAUAUGGGUGGAGAAGAUAUGGCUAAUUUUUCUGGAUUAGGCGGAAUGGAUCAAUUUAAGAAUAUGCCAAAUAUGAAUAAUAUGAAUGAGGACGAUUCCAGUUCUUAUGGUGAUGAUACAAGUGAUGAGGAUGAUGAUGAAGAUGAAGAUGGUGAUGAUGUUGAUAAUAAAAAUGAUGCAGAUGAAAUUCAUGAGUGCAAUGAUUCUAAAUGUAAUAUGGAUAAAGAUAGCAGACGUGACGAGGAAGCAAAAAUUCAAGAUCCAAUAGUAGAAGUUCAGGAACCCGUGGCUUAA